AUGGCCCUGGCCAACCUCACGUCCGCCCCAGAGUUCCUCCUCCUCGGCCUGAUGGACGGAACAGACAUCCACCCGCUGUUGUUCCUGCUCUUCCUUGGCGUCUACCUCCUCAAUGCCCUGGGUAACCUGAGCAUGGUGGUGUUGGUGAGGUCCGACGAGGCCCUCUGCUCCCCUAUGUAUUACUUCUUGGGUCACCUGAGCCUCGUGGACGUCUGCUUUACCACCAUCACGGUCCCCGGACUGCUGGCCGGCCUGCUCCGUCCGGGCCGGGCCGUGUCCUUCCAGGAGUGCUUUGCCCAGAUGUACUUCUUCGUGGCUCUGGGCAUCACGGAGAGCUACCUCCUGGCAGCCAUGUCCUACGACCGCGCGGUGGCCGUCUGCCGCCCCCUGCACUACCGCGCGGUCAUGACGCCCUGGCGCUGCGCGGUGCUAGUGGGGGCGUCCUGGGCGGUGGCCCACCUGCACUCGCUGCUCCACACGCUCCUCAUCUCCGCGCUCUCCUACCCGCGCUCCGCCCCCGUGCGCCACUUUUUUUGUGACAUGACUGUGAUGCUGAGCUUGGCGAUCUCGGACACGUCGGCCGCGGAGACUGCCGUCUUCUCCGAGGGCCUGGCCGUGGUGCUGACCCCGCUGCUCCUCGUGUCCCUGUCCUACGCGCGCAUCCUCGUCGCGGUGCUGGGAGUGCGGUCGGCAGGGGGCCGGCUCCGCGCCUUCUCCACCUGCGGGGCCCACCUGGUGGUCGUGUCGCUUUUCUUCGGCUCUGUCCUCUCCGUCUAUUUCCGGCCGUCGUCUGCCUACUCGGCUCACUACGACCGCCUGGUCAGCGUGGUCUAUGCGGUGGUCACACCCACCUUGAACCCUUUUAUUUACAGCCUUCGCAACAAAGAGGUCAAGGGCGCCCUAAAAAGGGGGCUCAAAUGGAGGGCUGCACCUCAAGAGGUGUGAG
Messenger RNA from Diceros bicornis minor, 946 nucleotides. It is a transcript of the gene OR1R1, whose product is annotated as olfactory receptor 1L4. Gene Ontology annotation, biological process: G protein-coupled receptor signaling pathway. The transcript has a single exon. Bases 1 to 945 code for a protein of 314 amino acids. Gene Ontology annotation, cellular component: membrane. Lineage: Eukaryota; Metazoa; Chordata; Mammalia; Perissodactyla; Rhinocerotidae. Gene Ontology annotation, molecular function: G protein-coupled receptor activity; olfactory receptor activity. The record is from RefSeq and is a predicted model, not a curated record.